CCCAGCGUUCCUGCCGCACAGCCCCUCCGUCGUGGGUCCCCUCCCUCGGGGCUGAUCAUUAACUCAAAAGCAGUAUAAGGAGUGAGUGGCCCCGGUGAGCCGGUGAGCCGGAGGGACUCGUCGCCACCGCCAUGGACAGUAGCACCUUGAGCCCCGCGGUUACUGCCACCGAGGCACCCAUCCCGACCUAUGAGCGCAUUCGCAAUGCGGCCGACAUCUCAGUCAUCGUCAUCUACUUCGUGGUGGUGAUGGCUGUCGGGCUGUGGGCCAUGUUUUCCACUAAUCGUGGGACGGUUGGAGGCUUCUUCCUGGCAGGCCGAAGUAUGGUGUGGUGGCCGAUUGGUGCCUCUCUCUUUGCCAGUAACAUUGGAAGUGGUCACUUUGUGGGGCUGGCGGGCACAGGAGCAGCCGCAGGCAUUGCCAUGGGUGGCUUUGAAUGGAACGCCUUGAUUUUGGUGUGCGUGCUGGGCUGGAUAUUUGUCCCUAUUUACAUCAAGGCUGGGGUGGUGACGAUGCCUGAGUAUCUGCGGAAGCGGUUUGGAGGCAAGCGGAUCCAGAUCUACCUUUCCGUACUGUCCCUGCUCCUCUACAUCUUUACCAAGAUCUCUGCAGACAUCUUCUCUGGGGCUAUAUUCAUCAAUCUAGCCCUGGGUCUGGAUAUAUACUUGGCCAUUUUCAUCCUGCUAGCAAUCACUGCCCUUUAUACAAUCACAGGGGGGCUGGCAGCGGUAAUUUACACGGACACCUUGCAGACUGCGAUCAUGCUGGUGGGGUCUUUUAUCCUGACUGGGUUUGCUUUCCAUGAAGUAGGAGGGUACGAGGCCUUCAUGGACAAGUACAUGAAAGCUAUCCCAAGUGUGAUUUCUGACGGAAACACUACCAUCAAGGAAGAAUGCUACACACCCAGGCCAGACUCAUUCCAUAUCUUCAGAGACCCCAUUAAGGGAGACAUGCCAUGGCCUGGGCUCAUCUUUGGCCUGGCCAUCCUCGCCCUGUGGUACUGGUGUACAGAUCAGGUCAUUGUGCAGCGAUGCCUCUCAGCCAAGAACAUGUCUCACGUGAAGGCUGGCUGCACCCUGUGUGGCUAUCUGAAGCUACUGCCCAUGUUCCUCAUGGUGAUGCCAGGGAUGAUCAGCCGCAUUCUGUACACAGACAAAAUCGCCUGUGUCGUUCCCUCAGAAUGUCAGAAACACUGCGGCACGUCAGUGGGCUGUACCAACAUCGCCUAUCCGACGUUGGUGGUGGAGCUCAUGCCUAACGGACUGCGAGGCCUGAUGUUGUCCGUCAUGAUGGCUUCCCUCAUGAGCUCCUUGACCUCCAUCUUCAACAGCGCCAGCACUCUCUUCACCAUGGACAUCUACACCAAGAUCCGGAAGAAAGCAUCUGAGAAGGAGCUCAUGAUUGCAGGAAGGUUGUUCAUCCUCGUGCUCAUCGGCAUCAGCAUUGCCUGGGUUCCCAUCGUGCAGUCUGCUCAGAGUGGACAGCUCUUCGACUACAUCCAGUCUAUUACCAGCUACCUGGGGCCGCCCAUUGCAGCUGUCUUCCUGCUUGCCAUCUUCUGCAAGAGAGUCAAUGAACAAGGAGCCUUCUGGGGACUGAUUAUAGGGUUCUUGAUUGGAAUCUCCCGUAUGAUCACUGAGUUUGCCUAUGGAACCGGGAGCUGCAUGGAGCCCAGCAACUGUCCCACGAUCAUCUGUGGGGUCCACUAUCUGUACUUUGCCAUCAUCCUCUUCGUCGUCAGUGUCAUCACCAUCUUGGUCAUCUCCUUACUCACCAAGCCCAUUCCAGACGUGCAUCUGCACCGUCUGUGCUGGAGUCUGCGCAACAGCAAAGAAGAGCGUAUCGACCUGGAUGCAGGAGAGGAGGAGGACAUCCGGGAGGACCCUAAGGACACCAUCGAAAUGGACACCGAAGCCCCCCAGAAGGAGAAAGGAUGCUUCAGGAAGGCAUAUGACCUGUUUUGCGGGCUGGACCAGGAUAAAGGACCAAAGAUGACUAAGGAAGAAGAGGAAGCCAUGAAGAUGAAGAUGACAGACACUUCUGAGAAGCCCUUGUGGAGGACAGUGGUGAACAUCAAUGGCAUCAUCCUGCUGGCUGUGGCCGUCUUCUGCCAUGCCUAUUUUGCCUGAAUGCUGCCUUCUGGUGCAGACUUGGCAACUCUGGAAUUGUCAUUCCGCUUUAGACCCACUCUGUAGUGGCAAAGGGAAACUGGCCAGUUGUAAAUUUCACUCAUUCAGAUAAAAGAUGUAUAAGUGUGAUUAUAGGCUUGCUGGAGGAAAGUGAUUACGUUGCUGUGAAUUCAUGCAUUUGAAGCCAAUGUGACCCACUCAGCUCUCACGCCAGAGCUUUAGAAGUGAAGUUGACUCAGAUAUAGAAAAAGCCACACCAAGACACAGAAGCCCUGUGUUGUCUGAUGUCACUCUGUCAGGUACAUCCAGCUUGUAAUUAUUGUUUAUAAUCCUUAAAUACUAUUUUUUGAAAAUUGUAGUCUGGUCCCUGUCAACCUGACCCCUCAACCCCUUUUCCUCCUCCUCCUCCUCCUCUUCCCCUUCCUCCUCUUCCUCCUUCUCCUUCUCUUCCUCCUCUUCUCCUCCUCCUUCUCCUUCUCCUCCUCUUCUUCUUCCUCCUAUUUUUCUUCCUAAACGAAAUUUCCUGUCAUUGCAUCCCUCCCUCUAGAUUUUUUUUUAGUUAAAAAAAUCAAUUUGACAAAUGGAAGAAUGCCCAGAGCUGAGGACAGGAACCUUGUCCUGUGAAUUUGUUCUUUAAAGUGGCAGUCUCAAGGAGACAGUAUUUACUUGAACAAGGUGGGGGACUCACACCAGUUGGGGGUACAGGCAAUCUGAGUACUGAGAGCUUUCUGGUCUUUAAAGAAUGCCUGUUGUGUGUCUUCAGGUUUGUUACUAUCCAUCUCGGCAGCCCCUGCACCUGAAGCGUCUUAGCCAUUCAGGAAAGUUCGUUGACUUCAUAAAUCUUACGGCAUGCAUUGAUGGGUGCUUCCUAGCCCUGGCUUAGCUUUUAUUAUUUUAUCUUAUUUUACUUUAUUUUAUUUUAUUUUAUUUUGGUGGCUGCACAAAGUAUACCAAUGGAGUCUAUUAUGGAGUGGAAUGCAUUGUAUAGUGUCUCUCUGCCUCAUGGUGCUGAUGUUGACACACAAUACAGUCUUAGACGUUGACAUUACUUGAUAGAACAGAGUAGCACCUACAGGGACAUCUGCCAUCCUGCUGCGGCACACUCUCCCAGGAAUCUUUGAAGUAAUCAGCCUGAGGUCCUCUUUCCCAUGUGUGCACAUGGCCACAACGAUUGUCUUGUAAGGUGUCUUCACUGGCGAUCACCCACUGACCAGACUAAGACAGCCAGCCUCAGUUAUAGACGGUAGGUGCUUAGUGGUUUUAGUUGGAAGAAGACUGUUUAUGUUGAGCUAGUUUCCCAUGGGAAAAUAAUUUUCAUUUAACUUAAAAUCAAUCCAUUAAUUAAUUAAAAUUGUACUUUCAAAAUCUCAAUUAUAUUGUAAUAUUAUCCCAUUGAAGCCAGGAAAUCAGCAUAUUAUUGUAGAAUGAAUUCAAGUUAGCUUAGAAGCAAGCUGAGUAAGGUGUUGGGCAUAGAUGUGGCUUGGAGUGUCAGUGGAUGGCUUGUUGGUAUAGAAGAAAGAAAACCUGGAGAGAGUUGCUGAAGGUGUUUUCUUGUUCCCUGUGAGCUGUGCUGAGAAGAGGGGUAAUUGGAGAACCUCUCAUGUCUAGCGCACUCAGGGUGUGCGCUCAGGGCGCUCAGGCCCAGGAGGGCUUUGCGGUGAGUUGUGAGUAUUGAGAGGAGAAAGGGAGGGACCAAAGUGUGGGAAGGGAAAGGCAAUGUAAACUACCCAGAUUGUUUCGGCUUCAUUGCAUGGCCAAUGAUUUA
Molecule: messenger RNA, 3894 nt
Organism: Apodemus sylvaticus (European woodmouse)
Lineage: Eukaryota; Metazoa; Chordata; Mammalia; Rodentia; Muridae
Gene: Slc5a1
Product: solute carrier family 5 member 1
Exons: 15
Coding region: 132-2129 (665 amino acids)
Biological process (GO): sodium ion transport; transmembrane transport
Cellular component (GO): plasma membrane
Molecular function (GO): D-glucose:sodium symporter activity
Source: RefSeq, a predicted model, not a curated record